Messenger RNA from Juglans microcarpa x Juglans regia, 999 nucleotides. RefSeq names its product serine/threonine-protein kinase ZRK1-like. Bases 1 to 999 code for a protein of 332 amino acids. NCBI's taxonomy places the organism in Eukaryota, Viridiplantae, Streptophyta, Magnoliopsida, Fagales, Juglandaceae. The record is from RefSeq and is a predicted model, not a curated record. Gene Ontology annotation, molecular function: protein serine/threonine kinase activity; ATP binding. Gene Ontology annotation, biological process: protein phosphorylation; cell surface receptor signaling pathway. Gene Ontology annotation, cellular component: plasma membrane. The transcript has a single exon.
AUGCUCGGAAAGGUAGAGAGAGAGAAGACAUUUGUGGAGAAUGGAAGCAUAUUACUGGAGAAGUUAAUUGCCUCUUGUAAUAGCAGGUGUAUUCCCAUCCGUAGCUUCUCCAUCGAAGAGCUCCUGAAGGCCACCAACAACUUCGAUCCUCACCUUAUUUUUCUCAGAGGUAACUGGUGUCACUGGUACAAUGGGUCUCUCGAAGGCAGACUCAUUUCCGUUAAGAAGUACAGAAAUAUUGGAUGCGCAGAAGAACGGGACUUGCCCUUCACUGAUUUGGUUAUCUGUGCAAAGAUGUGCCCUCACAAGAAUGUUCUUAAGCUCAUAGGAUGCUGUUUCGAGACUCCUUCUCCCGUUUUAGUCUACGAAUCUGCUGAAAAUGGAACCCUUUCCGAUCGAAUUUAUGCCUCUCAACCACAAGCUCGACCUAUGCCAUGGAAGUGCAGGCUAAAGGUUGCAAGGGAGAUUGCUCAUGCUAUUGCAUAUCUCCACACGGCCUUCUCCAGACCCAUUAUUCAUAGGGAUAUACAUCCAAGAAACAUCUGCUUUGACCAACGUGACAUUCCCAAACUAUCUGAUUUUUCAACGUCUAUUGAAAUCCCAGAGGGUGAAUUUGAGGUGGCAACUCUAGUUACCGGGACUCCAGGUUUCAUAUGCCCCACGUAUUUUAAUACGAGCGUUGUGACGGAAAAAAGCGAUGUCUAUAGCUUUGGAACGCUUCUGUUAGAGCUUGUAACUGGAAAAAAAUGGAGGGCUCUACGCCGAGACGAAGCAGAUUCUGGUUUUGAGAACUUCGAAGACUACACAAGAGGAAACAUUAAUGUAAAGACGAUUUUCGAAUCUGCAAUCCAGACAGGGGAAGGAGAAGCUGGUCUGGAGAAGCAAUUGCUAGCUUCACUGCAGCUUGCCCUGAGAUGCAGAAAUGAGAAUCCAGAGUUUAGGCCAACCAUGAUUGAUGUUUCAAAAGAACUAAGACGGAUUGAGAGGUCCAUUUCAUAA